Messenger RNA from Loxodonta africana (African savanna elephant), 5609 nucleotides. RefSeq names its product ring finger protein 157 (gene RNF157). Gene Ontology annotation, cellular component: cytoplasm. NCBI's taxonomy places the organism in Eukaryota, Metazoa, Chordata, Mammalia, Proboscidea, Elephantidae. The transcript has 19 exons. The record is from RefSeq and is a predicted model, not a curated record. Gene Ontology annotation, biological process: protein ubiquitination. The coding region runs from base 22 to 2085 and encodes 687 amino acids. Gene Ontology annotation, molecular function: ubiquitin protein ligase activity.
GGCGAGGCCGCCGCAGCGGCCAUGGGGGCCCUGACCAGCCGGCAGCACGCGGGCGUGGAGGAGGUGGACAUCCCGUCCAAUUCCGUGUACCGCUACCCGCCCAAGUCCGGGAGCUAUUUUGCCAGCCACUUCAUUAUGGGAGGAGAGAAGUUUGACUCACCUCAUCCUGAAGGUUACCUGUUUGGAGAGAACAGCGACCUGAACUUCCUGGGAAACAGACCAGUAGCGUUUCCUUAUGCCGCCCCACCUCCCCAAGAACCCGUAAAGACUCUGAGGAGCCUGAUCAACAUCCGAAAGGACACACUGAGACUAGUCAAAUGCACUGAGGAGGUGAAGAGCCCCGGCGAAGAGGCUGGCAAAUCCAAGGCCCACUACAACGUGGAGUUCACCUUUGACACAGAUGCUCGGGUGGCCAUCACCAUCUACUACCAGGCCACCGAAGAGUUCCAGAAUGGCAUUGCCAGCUACAUCCCCAAAGACAACAGCCUACAGUCAGAAACGGUGCAUUAUAAGCGAGGGGUGUGUCAGCAGUUCUGCCUGCCUUCCCACACCGUGGACCCCUCGGAAUGGGCUGAAGAGGAGCUUGGCUUCGACCUGGACCGGGAGGUUUACCCCUUGGUGGUGCAUGCUGUGGUGGAUGAAGGCGAUGAGUAUUUUGGCCAUUGCCAUGUAUUGCUGGGCACUUUUGAAAAGCACCCAGACGGAACUUUCUGUGUCAAGCCCCUCAAACAGAAGCAAGUAGUAGAUGGGGUCAGCUACCUCCUCCAGGAGAUCUAUGGAAUUGAAAACAAGUACAACACACAAGAUUCUAAGGUGGCUGAGGACGAAGUGAGUGAUAACAGUGCCGAGUGUGUGGUGUGUCUGUCAGAUGUCCGGGACACCUUGAUCCUGCCCUGUCGCCACCUCUGCCUCUGUAACACCUGUGCAGACACCCUGCGCUAUCAGGCCAACAACUGCCCCAUCUGCCGGCUCCCUUUCCGGGCACUGCUCCAGAUCCGAGCCAUGAGGAAAAAACUGGGCCCCUUGUCCCCAGCUGGCUUUAACCCCAUCAUCUCAUCCCAGACUUCAGACUCAGAAGAGCAUUCAUCCUCAGAGAACGUUCCACCAGGUUAUGAAGUGGUGUCUCUUCUGGAGGCCCUCAACGGGCCCCUCACACCAUCCCCAGCGGUCCCUCCACUUCACAUGCUUGGAGAUGGCCACCUCUCAGGAAUGCUGCCUUCUUAUGGCAGUGAUGGUCAUCUGCCCCCUGUCAGGACGCUCUCCCCCCUCGACCGCCUGUCAGACUGCAGCAGCCAGGGACUCAACCUCAAAAAGAGUCUCUCCAAGUCCGUUUCCCAGAAUUCUUCUGUGUUGCACGAGGAGGAAGACGAGCGUUCCUACAGCGAGUCUGAGAUGCAUCUCCCUCAGAGGCGGUCUGCACACCAUCUCAGAGAAGAAUGUGGCGAGACUCCAGAAAGUGAGAAUCUGACCUUGUCCUCGUCAGGAGCUGUUGACCAGUCGUCUUGCACAGGGACCCCUCUCUCAUCCACCAUCUCUUCCCCAGAAGACCCUGCCAGCAGCAGCCUGGCCCAGUCGGUCAUGUCCAUGGCGUCCUCCCAGAGCCAGCACUCCCAGAUCAGCACUGACACCAUUUCCUCCAUGUCCGGCGGCUCCUACAUCGCCCCUGGCCCGGAAGAAGAGGGAGAGGCUCUCCCUUCCCCCCAGGCUGCCAGUAGGGCCCCAUCAGAGGAAGGAGAGACGUUGCCACUGGAAUCUCCAGAUGUCAACCUUGUUGACCUCCCAGCCGAAGAGCAGGAUGCAGAGGGAAAUGACGUUCCAGAGGAAGAGGAUGGAUCCCCCACGCGAGAAGAGGGCCAGAGGACAAACGCAUUCCUAGGUAUGGAGUGUGACAAUAACAAUGACUUUGACAUCGCAAGCGUGAAAGCACUGGACAAUAAGCUGUGCUCUGAGGUCUGCUUACCCGGCACCUGGCAGGCUGAUGACAACACUGUCAGUCGGAGGAACACCCGGCACCGGCGCUUAUCAUCCAGCAGCCUGGAGGACCCCGAGGACAGGCCCUGUGUGUGGGGUCCGUUAGCUGUCUGAAGAGCCCCAGGCCCUGUACCAGGGCUCCCCUGCUGUCCUCGAAGUCCGUCCUGUCCUCACCAGGUCACUGGGCUCCUGGGCUUCCUCAUCAAGACAUGUGUCGACUCAUCCUCACGUGAAAGCUGGAUGGUUAGGCCAGCCUGCUCCUUCUCCCAGCUUCGCCUCCUCCUAUAACCAUGGCCCUUUCCCUUGCAGAGGGACUAGAAGCCCUGCUUUCUCCUGUGGGCUGAAGUCACUCAAACUGUGGCUUUUGGGACCCUUUGUGGACUCUCCAGACGUCUCUGAUCUUCUGGUGGAGCUGGUUGUUUCUUGUGCACCGUUUUUCUUCCCUUGGGGGUAAGCCCAGAAGACUCAGAGUUUUGGCGGCUUCCGUACAAACACCCAUCUGGCAUUUUUGGUCUCUGGAACAUCAGAAACAAUCCAAAACUUCAGUUUGGGUGGGGUUGGGGAUGACUCCAGUGAGAAGAGAGCAGCCACAUUGCACCAUAUGUGGAGCCUCCCUCAAAGAGCACUGGGAGCUCCUUCCUCAAGAGCUGUGGUGGCCACCAAAAGGUUGGUUGAAAAAAUAGUUCCUCCUCCUAAUACCAGAGCUUAUCUCCCUUGGCCUUGGUGCCUGUCUGCUUAGGAGGACCUUGAAUCUGAGGUCAAGAUGAUGACCCUUAAGAAGGACCCUUAUGAUCAGGUGCGUUCACAAAUGGCUGGGAAUCCAUUUCAAGAUACACGUCUUCUGACCACUUCUGUGUGCCAGGCACUGGUAGGCACUAUCAUAUAUUAGCACUUUCGUCUUAACCACAGCCCUGUGAGGUGGGAGUAUUAUCCCUAUUGCCCCUAUCUCCACCCUCUGUUAAUAGUUGAAGGAAUAGGCUUCCAGCAGUAUAGACCUGUGAUUCUCAAAUCAGUGCCCAGGAAUCCCAAAGGAAGUGGUGGAGAGCCUGUGCUAAAUCCAGGCAGCAGCCUGGGGCCAGUGGCUGUGGUCUGGGAACUGCAUGGCUGAGGCCAGGGCCUUCACCUGGGGGACCCCCUCUCCCUACAAGUUUUCCUCUCCUGCCUUCCAGAUCCACUGAACCCGAUGGGUGGAGAGGUUGAGUCCCUACUGCUCAAGGAGCCUUCCACAGGCACAUUAUUUGAGAGAUUUAGACAUAGUGUCCUUGAAAUCAUGUGUCCUCACCCUACCCCACCCCAGUGGAAUAAACCAUAUAAACCAAAGCCUUGAAAAAGCAAGGCUAGACGAAGCGGAGUCACUCCCUUCCCAACCCUGGUGUUAUCAGUGAAGCCCACUAGCUCUUGGAGAGAUACUUUGUCCACAGGCUUUUGGAAGAUGGUGUUAUUUAGUGGUGCAUGAGAUUAUUUGAGAAGCAAAGUUAGAUUCAGCAAUUCCUUGUGAGGCUGAGGUGUGGAUCCUCUUAGUAUUGGGCACUGUUACCCUAGAAAACCUUUGCCAGGCUUUUUCCGAGAGUCUUCCUCAAAAAGAGCCCAGCGCCCAGGGGACCCUUUGUACCUUGUGUGUGGCUGCAGCCCUGGAGGGAGGGAAUGGCCUACACUGCCCUGGUCAAAAAUGGGAGGACUGUUGUCCCGACUGAGAUGUGACAUAGCCAACCCUGGAUCGGAGCAGCUGCCUGGAGUUUCACGUCCACCCUCUCUGGAAUACCUCAGUAGACUCUGCCGUUGAGGCUUCACUUAAUCUUCUUUAUUUCCGUCAACAUUUUACAGUCCCUUUUGUAUUUAACCAGGAUAAGUUGAGCAAUAACCCCAUUUCUGAUUUCCUUGAAGUUGGAGUCCCAGAAGCACCAGGCAGUGGGGAGCUUCCCUGAGCCUGGGGCAAGGCACACAGACCCGCCUCCCCUCCCUGCAGGUAGUAUUCACAGUGUGGUGUGACCUAGGAGGAUCCCAAGGAGAAGCUGAGAUGAAGGAGAGUCAAAUAAACAGUAGCCACAGGGCCAGGAACCCUAGGAGGAAGCAAUUAUCGUCACCCCUUCCUUGAGGAUCUGGGUCCUUCCUCACGGGAUGUGCUUGGCCCUCUCCCAGGACAAUCAUCAGAAAGGUCCCUGAAGGCUCUACACUGUUGGUGGGACUGUAAAAUGGUAUAACCACUAUGAAAAAUAUGGCACCUCCUCAAAAAGCUAGAAAUAGAAAUACCUUAUCCAGCAAUUCCACUCCUAGGUAUAAGAGCAGUGACACGAAUAGAUAUAUGCACACCUCAGCAUUAUUCACAAUAGCAAAACGAUGGAAACAGCCUAAGUGCCCAUCAAGGGAUAAAAGGAUAAAUUGUGGUACAUACGCACAAUGCCAUACUACACAACUAUAAAGAAUAAUGACGACUCUGAAGCAUUUUAUAACAUGGAUGAAUCUGGAGGACACUAUGCUGAGUGAAAUAAUUCAAUCACAAAAGGACAAAUAUAUGGCAUCCCAUGAAAAAUCAAGAACAGGUAUACCCACAGAAAACAAUGUGCUUUGCUGGUUACUGGGGGAGGGAGGGGGAACCACUUUCUAGAUAGUAACCAAAAAAAAAGAAAAGAAACCGCUGCUGGCAAGUCGAUUCCUACUCAUAGCGACCCUAUAGGACAGUAGAACCGUCCCAUAGGGUUUCUAAGGAGCAGCUGGUGGAUUCAAACUGCCAACCGCUUAGAAGCCAAGCUCUUAACCACUGUGCCACCAGGGCUCCUUCUAGAUAGUAAAAACACUGGUAAUUUUUGGUGAUGGGAAAGGCAGUACCCAAUAUGGGUGAAGUCUGCACUUGUCCAAGGUAAAUGAAGACACUAAGAAGUACCUAAGAAUAAGGGACAAUUUCAGUAAAAGAUCCCUGAAGGAAUCUUAGGGGGAGCCUGGCCUUGGGCCCACUCCUCCUCCUCAGCCCUUAGUAGCAGAUAGACACACCUGGGUUAGAAGUGGCUGGUUGAUCCUUGUUUCUCAGUUUCUAUUUCCUCUUUCUUUUUUUAACCUCGUUUUCAUGUAGCUCUUUGGCAAGCAGAACAUCCCAUGCAAAGGGCCUGUCCCCUAGUCAGCCUGAUGGGGACCAGGCCAGAGCCCACCCUAUUGUCCCAGUCCUUCAUCUGCAGGGACACAGUCAUGUCAAAAGCAGAUCACCAGAGAAAAUGGGGUGGGCUUGGCUUCUAACUGGAGGAUACCCAUGACCUGACCACAAAGGCCAGGGGCUCCUUCCUGCCCCUCUCUGAUGGAGCAAGUGACCCCACCAAACCACUGUUUUCCCUUCUACCCAGUUCCACCAAACCAGAGUUUACACCCACACUGGGGGGGGGGGGGCGUCUCCUGGGCACACACCCGCACACAAAAGCUGCCUCACCAGGGAGUUAGGAUCCUGACCACCUGUAUCUGGCAUGCUGGUUGCUCAUUCUGUGCAGGUGUGUGUGUGUGUGUGUGCGCCACCAUGCAUCCCUUACUCCCUGGAGGAUGCUCAUGGGCACACUACAGUGGGGACAUCAAGGACGUAAUAUUUAUGUAUUGCUGCAUGAUUCUCAAAAAUGAAUAAAAGUGCUUACAAGGGAAGGAGAGCUGCUAACUGGGAA